Empidonax traillii (willow flycatcher) is the source of this 1431-nucleotide messenger RNA. It is a transcript of the gene DNAJA3, whose product is annotated as DnaJ heat shock protein family (Hsp40) member A3. Gene Ontology annotation, molecular function: ATP binding; protein kinase binding; heat shock protein binding. NCBI's taxonomy places the organism in Eukaryota, Metazoa, Chordata, Aves, Passeriformes, Tyrannidae. Gene Ontology annotation, biological process: negative regulation of apoptotic process; mitochondrion organization; protein folding. Gene Ontology annotation, cellular component: mitochondrion. Bases 1 to 1431 code for a protein of 476 amino acids. The record is from RefSeq and is a predicted model, not a curated record. The transcript has 10 exons.
AUGGCGGCCGUGAGCGCGUCGCGCUGGGUCGGGGCGGCCGCGGGGCGCGGGGCGGGGAACGCGCGGCCGCCGCUGCUGCUGCUGCUCCGCGGGCUCCGCGGCCCGCCCGCCCGCGCCCCGCGCCGCCUCCUGCUGCUCCGAGCCGGGCUCUGCGCCGCGGGGACGAAGCGUGCUGCCGCCGCCGCCGCCUUCCACAGCAGCGCGGCCCGCGCCAAGGAGGACUAUUACCAGGUGCUGGGGGUGCCCCGCACCGCCACGCAGAAGGAGAUCAAGAAGGCCUAUUACCAGUUGGCAAAGAAAUACCACCCUGACACAAACAAGGAUGACCCCAAAGCGAAGGAGAAGUUCUCUCAGCUGGCAGAAGCCUACGAGGUGCUGAGUGACGAGGUGAAGAGGAAGCAGUACGAUGCCUACGGCACGGCGAGCUUCGAGGCGGGCGCGGCGGGGGCCGGCACCGGCGCGGGGCGGCAGUACUGGAGCGGCGGCCCCUCCGUGGAUCCCGAGGAACUCUUCCGCAAGAUCUUCGGGGAGUUUUCGGGGUCCCCUUUCGGCGAUUUUCAGAGCGUCUUCGACCAGCCACAGGAGUAUAUCAUGGAACUGACAUUCACCCAAGCUGCAAAAGGUGUUAACAAGGAGAUUGUGGUGAACAUCCAAGACUCGUGUGAGCGGUGCGAUGGCAAAGGGCACGAACCGGGCACCAAAGUGCAGCGCUGCCACUACUGCAACGGCACAGGCAUGGAGACGAUAAACACGGGCCCCUUCGUGAUGAGAUCCACGUGCCGGCGCUGCGGCGGCCGCGGCUCCAUCAUAACCACGCCCUGCGUCGUGUGUCGGGGAACGGGGCAGACCAAGCAGAAGAAGACAGUGAUGGUUCCUGUGCCAGCUGGAGUUGAGGAUGGGCAGACAGUUCGGAUGCCUGUGGGGAAGAAGGAAAUUUUCAUUACGUUCAGGGUUCAGAAGAGUUCUGUGUUCAGAAGAAAUGGAGCAGAUAUCCACUCGGAUCUCCUGAUCUCAGUGGCACAGGCUGUGCUGGGAGGCACAGCCCGAUGUCAGGGCUUGUACGAGACAAUCAACAUCACAAUACCCCCUGGUAUUCAGCCAGACCAGAGAAUUCGGAUGAGUGGGAAAGGCAUUCCCAAGGUCAACAGUUACGGCUACGGAGACCACUACAUCCACAUAAAGAUAAAAGUCCCUCAGAGGCUGACGGAUCGCCAGCGAGCCUUAAUGAUGAGCUACGCGGAGGACGAGACGGACGUGGACGGCACAGUGAACGGGGUCACGAACACAGCGUCAGGUGAGCGGGGGGAACUCCUGCUCCUUCCUCGGGGGGAAUUCCCGCUCCUUCCUCGAGGAGCUGCUGUGGGAGUGCACGGCGCUUCCCAAGGGCUCCUGGGGAGCAAGGUGAGCCAGGGUCACCUUGAGGUGGUGUGA